Pocillopora verrucosa is the source of this 4164-nucleotide messenger RNA. NCBI's taxonomy places the organism in Eukaryota, Metazoa, Cnidaria, Anthozoa, Scleractinia, Pocilloporidae. The record is from RefSeq and is a predicted model, not a curated record.
AAAUCAAACAUGGCGGAGAAUCUAUGGCAACUGUGAUUUCAAUCAAAAGCGUCGCGAAGUGAGAAUUUGUGUCCACCUAGUGAUUUUCAUAACAUUUACAUUAAGAGGCCAUGGAGAAAACCAUUCUGCUCUAUCAAGAUGUUACGUAAGCUCUUAUUUGCAAGGCAAAGAAGGUAAAGUUUAUCAGCUCGGAGAAUUCUUAAGCAAGAGAGCAGGCUAGGGAAUAUAUUUUCGAGAAAGGUUAUACCGAGUUCAUUAAGGAUGGGAGAUGAUGAUAAGCCCCUUCGCUUCACCAUUGAAAUCUUCAAUGCCCAAUUUGUAACUUCAGGAAGAUACUUUUUGAUUUUAAGAAUAGUUGGAAGCAAGGUUAAACAGUCUAAAUUGAAGCUAUAUGUGGGCAGUUCUGAUGUAGCAUUGGAGGAUUAUCAGUUUACUACAGAUGCAUGUUUAGAAGAUGGGGAUCCUGAGACUUUGGUGACCUUCACAGAUUCAGUCAUCACCUUUUGGAUGCCUCCUGAGAGUGUGGAUGGGGAUAUUCAACUUGUGAUAGAAGCAUAUCGUCUUCCAGAGAAUCCCAUGCAUGAAGGUGACAAGUGUGGGGAGGCCGUGUUUAGUGUCUUCCCUAGAAGGGGUGCAUUGUUCUCAGGCGUGCGGCGGUCAACACCAUCAACUAAAGAUUCUAAUGAACUAUACCAGUUCGAGACCAACAUUACACUGAAUCAAGUCCAAGAAGAUGAAGGACUUUGGAUUAGUUGUGGUUCAAUCAGGGCAGCUAUGCGACUUGUAUUUGAAGAGGAAGAGCAACCAAAACCUUCUAAGAAGCCACAACCAAUUCAAAUUUCCAGAGAACCUAAACCAGGUCCUUCAACUGCACCAGAUACUCCAGCAGGGUUUAAAAAAAUCCAGGAGUCUGCCCUUGGUUCACAUGUUAACAGUAUACCUGUGCAUCAUCUAUGUGGAAGCAACACAGCAAGAGAAGGAAAAUGUGAAGUAGCAGUUCUUAUUCAUGGUGCUUUAGGACUGCCAAUGAAAUCUGAUGGAAGGGUUCCACAGCCAUACAUUGUGGGGAAGUCCAGAAGAGCAGUGGCCCAGAUGCAAAUGGGACAGUCAGUGACCCAUGCUGUCAUUCAACCAACACACUCUCCAUCUUGGGAGGAACUGCUGCUGAUUGAAGUUAAUGAGGAUGAAGCUAAUAAUGAAGCUGUUAUCUUGCUGGUGGCAGACCAUCCCAGUAAAGAGUUACUGACAGAGUUUACAAUGCCACUCAGUCAUUUGAAGCCUUUUCAUCAAUAUCAUUUGGAAUUGGUUCAGCCCAAUUCAGAACUUAGUGGUGAUACAAGACUGUACAUCACACUGAUGAAGAAACUGGACAAGUUACCUCUUCCUUCUGUAGAUGCAAAAAUUUAUGGCAUAGAGGUAUUACUGAGGGGUGUGGACUCACCCAUUUUAAGUCAAAUGGGUCCACUAAUUGCAACAGGAAGAAUUGUGAAUGACUGGAGACAAUACAAGGAAACCAUGUUAUCAGCCCAGCCCAGACCAGCUGGGAUAACAGUCACCACCAUUCACUUCCCAUCUCCACACCCGACAUCGUUUGCCAUAGCAGGAACGGCAAAUGAGUAUGGAGCUCCACAACUGACAACCACUGCUGGGCCCCAGGAACAGCCUCAGUGGAACCAGACUAUGUUUUUUCUAGGGGAUAAAUCAAGUUUAUUCACUACUGAAUCAGCUUUAGUUUUAGAAUAUUACCCAGCUUCACUAGCAAUGACCAGAGACUGUUGGCAGCUAACCAGCCCUGUUGGUUACUCCUACCAAACAAUGGAUCAGUUGCUGCUUUCCAGCUUGCAGUGGGACAGUGCAAAAAUGGGGCUAAGGGUAGAUAAUCUGCCAGUUGAGGGUUCCAAUCUGAGAACUGCUGUUGGCUUAGGCCCCACCGUUGGAAUGGUACUCAGACUUGUCACAGAUGAGAAACCUGACCAGCUCUUGUCUGCCGCCCACUUGUCUUCAUUACCAGUUUUCAGGGAAGGACCUCAAGCAGCACCUCAUGAUGAGCCUGUACAGGCAGAGAAUUUCGGAAAAGCAGGACAGGCACCUUAUGGGCUUCCUCCAAUGAAUGCAGUCAAAAAAAUGUUGCCACAAUUUCAUUCUUUAUACACUGCGCCAAGAAAUGAACCAGUCAAAGAAUAUGUGCCACUGGGGAAAUUAUCACCUCAAGAAGGAACCGUUGAUGCUUAUGGGUCAAGCCAGAUUCCUCCGGAGGUCAGAGGCAAGCUUGAUGCCAACAGUCUUGCUGUCAUGGAUUACCAAAUGAAGGAGGUGGAUCGCUACAGGACGGCAAUGAGAAAGAUGGCAGCUGAUCUCCUGCACGUGCGAGAGGAUUGCAAACGUUUAGAGGAAGCCAACAGUAGGCUGAGGAGAGAGUUGGGCCAACAUGACGAGAUAUCCAGGUUAAUGGUCAGCUCCAAAGACUUAGAUAAUGUGACACAUUCUGAGCUGGUACAGAAGUUUGUGCUCCUGAAAAAGAAGUUGGCAGAUGAAUCCGCAAAGAAACAAGAAAUGAAAUCAAGACUUCAACACCUUCAGAAUGAUCUUAUCAAGAAAAAUGAGAUGGAGAAGGAUUUUUUGAAACUACAAGAAGCUCACGAAGGGCAACAGGCACUUCUACAAAAGUUGCAGGGAAAGGUACAAAAGGCACAGACGAUUCAAGAUACCUGCAAGAAACAAGAAAAGGUUAUUGUACAACUCGAGCAGCUUUUGGCCCAAAAGGGAAAGGGACCAUACAAUGGAGUCUCUAUAGAAACUGGCGAGACUUACAGAAAACUCAGUGAAGAGAAUAUCAGACUACAGGCAGAGGUUUUGCAGUACAAGGAGCAGUUGAAGGCAGCCGAAGCUAAGCUGAAGAAACCAAGAUCACCAGGAGAACAGCGAGUGGUUGGUGCAAGUAAUGGACCGAUGUCAGACAUGGAACGACUGGAACUUUUUGAAAAACUAGAGAAAGCGGAGGGACGGAUUGUUGCUCUUGAAAAACAGUUGGCAGAUAACGUCAGAAAAUGGGCAAAGGAUAAAGCCGACCUUCAGAUGAAAUUAAACGAAAGUCAAGUCGCUCAGAGAACAGGAUACAAAAAUUCGUCCACUUCUGUAGAUAUUCUGGACUGGCAUAAUGGACCAAAGCCAAAUUCACCUUCAAGACACUUGGGUCCGCGACGACCGUCAACUAAACUGGAUCCUUUGGAGAGAAGAUAGCAUUUAGAACUUAGCCAGUCUUAGUGGAUUAUUUCAUGAUCAGAGGACACUGGGCUCCAGCUAGGCAACAACUAUCCCGAACGCCAGUCCAAGAUCUGAAUAUUAAUUUUCCUGACUAAACCAUGCAUUCUUUGUCGAGUGUUCCUCGGAAUUUGUUUUUAUGUCUAGAUAGUAAUCCCCGACUUGAUUAGAGCGCUUUUCAAUCGAGUGUCGUAAAUCCAAAACCAAAGCAAGAAGAACUACCAAUCAGAAUCAAAGAAACAAUCGCAAAUAGGAGCCAAUGAGUGCUCGAGGCAAAAACAAGUAAACUGCCCGAAGAGCGGGAAAACACCAGUCACCAAGUUAAGAUUGGUUUUUUGCAUCUGAUUGGUUGAGAGGAUAGCACAAGUGUUCUUUACCAAUCACAGAGCGAAGUAAAGCAAAACCAAAAGUAAUCUCGAAUGUCUUUCGACUCUCAAUUGAAAAUUGCUCUGUAAUUCGACCAUCAUCACUUAUUUUCUAAACCUCUGUGAUGUUAAUUUACACAAUUAUAGGAAUAGGAGGUUAGUUGAGCCGUCUUUACGAGAGGCCAUACGAAUUGUUUUGUCAAGAAUUUUUUGGGACUCACCGAAAAUUCCUUAAAUCUAAGAAAUGGCGGGUUAGAAGUUGAAUACAUUUACGAUCUGUGUACUUCACUACAGUUCUCUAAUAACAACCGAUUCACCAUCGUGGAAGUCGGGAAUAAUCAUCGUAGCGGGGAAUGUUUCAUAAAACUGAAUUCCCAAAAUUCGCUUAUUGAAAGUUUUUUCAGGCUCUGAAGAAGGGUGACAUGACGUCAGUUCUGAAACAUUACGAUUGAUGUCAUGGUUAUAGUUUCUUCCUUAUAACUCAUUAAGUUAUUUUCUACAAAGUGUUCAAAUGUGUUCAAUAAAAAAGAAAAUCUGA